Molecule: messenger RNA, 2079 nt
Organism: Drosophila obscura
Lineage: Eukaryota; Metazoa; Arthropoda; Insecta; Diptera; Drosophilidae
Exons: 3
Coding region: 1-2079 (692 amino acids)
Molecular function (GO): nucleic acid binding
Source: RefSeq, a predicted model, not a curated record
AUGCAAAUCCUGAGGAGGCGAGUCUUCCGCUAUGUCUUCAAUGCCGACAUCAGCAAGAUGUACCGCCAGAUCCAAUUGUCUUCCCAACACACGCCCUAUCAGCGAAUACUCUUUCGCGACCGUAAGGGGGACGUGUGUGACUACGAUCUUGCCACUGUCACCUUCGCAGUCCACAUGUACGUGGACGACGUGCUGGCUGGUGCUCACACUCAGUCACAGGCAAUCUCCGCCAUUUCAGAGUUACGCAAAGCACUCGACUCCACUGGGGUUUCCACUCCGAAAGUGGACAGCGAACCACAAGGGCUACUUCAACGGGAGUCCUGUACGAAGCGCAAUGUGCUAUCGCAGAUAGCGCAGCUGUUCGAUCCGGCGGGAUGGCUUGCCCCCUUUGUCAUUCAAGCCAAAAUUUUCAUGCAGGAAAUUUGGCUAAGAGAGUUAGGUUUUCCGGCCAUCCAGGAUGUCCGCAUUCCGCGGUGGUUGCACGUAUGUCCAAUGGCCAAGGUGCAGAUACAUGGCUUCUGCGACGCGUCUCAACGUGCCUAUGGGGCAGCGAUUUACAUCCGAGUUGAGCGACCGCAGGGCAUUGUCUGUGCCCUUCUCACAGCUAAAACCCGCGUGGCCCCCGUGAAAACGGUUUCCUUGCCUCGACUCGAACUGUGCGGAGCCGUCCUUCUGACAGAGCUUUCCGAGGCCAUCCUUCCUCAACUGCCACUGGACACCAGCCAAGUAUCCUUCUGGACCGAUUCCACGAUUGUGUUGGCCUGGCUGAACAGACCUGCAUGCGAUUGGACCACUUUCGUGGGCAAUCGAGUAGCCAAAAUCACUCGAUGUUGGCCCAGCGAGCGAUGGAGCCUCGUCCGAUCCGAGGACAAUUCGGCCGACCUGGCCAGUCGAGGGCUAGGACCCACUGACCUGGUCGGAAGUGAUAUGUGGUGGCAUGGCCCUGCUUGGUUGCGUAGUCCAAAAUCGGAGUGGCCAUGUCCGCGGGACUCAGUCCUUGAGACUGACCUGGGGAAGCGAGUCGUCAAGGUGCACCAUGCCACCAGCAGCGCCUCCGAUAUCCUCAGCCGUUUCUCCGAACUCGGGAGCGCUCUUCGCGUGAUCGCCUACGUUCGGCGGUUCACCCAGCGAGCUAAAGGGCAGACAACCCAUGUCUCCGAAGAGCUGAACGGAGAGGUGGUCGCUGCCGCUUUCCAGGCGGUCACACUGACAACCCAACGCUUCCAUUAUGCUGGGGGGCAUCGGUGCCUGCUAAACAAGCAGCCACUGCCUACUACGAGUUCUCUUCAGAAUCUUAAUCCGUUCCUUGACCAGGAUGGAGUCAUGCGGGCAUGUGGCCGAGUCCAAGCCUCGGCGUCCAUGUCCUACAACGAACGGCAUCCAAUCUUGUUGCCACCCUCAUGUCUCCUGGUUCGCCUGCUGGUUCGAUUCACCCAUCAUAUAUCGCUAUAUGGUGGGAACCAGCUGGUCAUCCGCCUUAUCCGGGCAACAUACUGGAUCCCUCGACUACGUCACGUGGUGAGGGCAGUGAUCAAUUCUUGUAAGGUUUGCGUCCUCCAUCGUAAGCGACUCCAAACCCAACUAAUGGGCGACCUUCCUGCCUCACGAGUCACAUUCUCCAGGCCGUUCACAUACACCGGAGUCGACUUCGCCGGCCCCUUCGACGUUAAAAGUUUCACAGGUCGCGCAUGUCGCAUCUCAAAGGGGUAUGUGUGCGUGUUCGUCUGCUUUUCCACGAAGGCCAUCCACUUAGAGGCCAAGUCCGAUAUAUCCACCGACACCUUCCUAGCCGCCUUCGCUCGUUUCGUCGCGAGACGUGGGUGUCCUCAUGAAGUUCAAUCCGACAACGGCAGGAAUUUUGUCGGCGCGUCCCGCUCUCUGGCUGUGGAUCUUCUCGAGGCCAUUCGCGCUCGGACUUCUGCGGUGUACAGCCAGCAGGCGGUUUAUCCCUCCCGGAGCCCCACAUAUGGGGGGCUUGUGGGAAGCAGGUGUGAAGAGCUUCAAGGCUCUGUUCCAACGGUCGAUGUGUACGUCCAAAUACACAUUAAAGGAGUUCGCGACCUUACUUUCAAAAAUUGA